AGCACCCAGGACGGACGAGGGGUGUUGGGUCAUAUUCGGGCUUACGUAAAGUUUUUAAUGGCAACAUGAAGCCUCGUAAGCCCGAAGGUAACUAUUUGACUGAGGAUGAUCUUUUGCAGCGUCUUCCUUCCCUUCUGCAGCAGUAUGGACUAUCUGUGUCCGGGAGUGCUCCAGAAGGGGCAUCCAUGUCGCAGCACACACCGUCUGUACCACCUCAUUAUGAGCUUCAGCGUAGUAGCAAGGCGUCUACAGAUUUUGUUGACGUCGCCGGUGUCACUGAGGUUUCUCCUUGUUACUUGAGGAUCUCUGAUCCAUCAGAUUACAUAGUGGCACAUGGAUCGGUUUUCCCACGUGCACCGGGAGAUAUGGUGCACGGUGUUCCCCUCCUUCCCCACCAGGUUAAGGUCUCUGUGACCCUUGUGCUUCCUGGAAUGGGUGAAUAUACCAUUCCUUGUCCAACUGAGCAUAUAGAGACUGUGGCCGAUUGCUUGGGGAGCUUCGUUGCAUGGCUUAAGUCAUUGGUGGGCAUUGGAGAUCCCCCAGUGCAGACGGCUCAACAUGACGACUUCUCAUCAAGCAAAUCUCGUCCCAUUCUCGGGGUACGUCCCACUGCUCCUAGAUCUCCCGUACAAGAUGUUGUUGCCCAGAGCUUAUACGUCACUUUCGGGCCGAGGUGCAGAGAGUUGUGUCAGUGGCUGACACGCACAUCUGCUUUACCUACCAUCAGCGUUAUUCUCAACCCUGAGUCUAUGCUCUAUCCGAAUGAGACGGAGCUGAGGAUGCGCCCGGAGAAUAUACGUGAGUUCAUGCGACGGGAGGAGGUGGAUCAGACCAUCAUCAUUGUUUUCUUUAGAUUGCUGUACGAUCAUAUGAUGGAGCUGGACAUUGCGUCUGUCGGGUUGUUAUGUCCAGAGAGCAUAGCAUACGUGGUUGCAAACUCGAUAGAAAAGUACCAGCGGUACUUGCCACUUAUUCGGUCAUUCGUUAAUCUCGAGGUUUAGUAAGAAGCAGGUCAGCGUUGCACUUUCCACCACGGAAGCGGAAUAUGUCGCUGGGGGAAGUUGUUGUGCCGAAAUUCUUUGGCUAAAACAGCAACUAGUGGAUUUCGGCCUUAUACUUGAUCACAUCCCAAUUAGGUGUGACAAUAUGAGCGCUAUUAGUCUAACGAAGAACCCCAUUCUUCACUCGCGGACAACACAUAGAAAUUAGGCAUCACUUCGUACGAGAUGUCACAAUUGAGUUUGUUGAAACGAAACAUUAAUUGGCGGACAUUUUCACGAAACGCCUUUGUAGGGAGAGUUUCUUUCAUAUUCGGAAUGAACUUGGCAUUUUGGA
Messenger RNA from Cuscuta campestris, 1335 nucleotides. The record is from the annotation of a GenBank genome assembly. NCBI's taxonomy places the organism in Eukaryota, Viridiplantae, Streptophyta, Magnoliopsida, Solanales, Convolvulaceae.